This is a messenger RNA of Mycosarcoma maydis (corn smut), 1914 nucleotides long. RefSeq lists its product as uncharacterized. The record is from RefSeq and is a predicted model, not a curated record. Lineage: Eukaryota; Fungi; Basidiomycota; Ustilaginomycetes; Ustilaginales. The transcript has a single exon. Bases 1 to 1914 code for a protein of 637 amino acids.
AUGGUGGGAGCAGACCGAGCUGGAGCUUCGAAAGGGGCGGAUGACCCUGUCAGUCACAGCCGACCCGCAAAGAGCUACUACGACCUCUAUCCAGAACGCAAAAGAACGGGGCCGUAUGUACCCAAGCACGCCCUGGUAGCGCACGACGGCAACCAGCUCAAUGAGAACAGACAGGCCUGUUCCAGCGAUAGCAGCAUCCGUCGAUCUCGCUCCGGCAGUCAGCUUGGCUCUUACCAUUCUGACCAGGGUAAAUUGAACCAGUCGACUGUAAGCGCAUCGUCGCGGCCUCACAAGACUCCGAGUCAAGACAACGAUCGAUCUGGACCCACGCAGCGCGCCGGGCCGAGCCUGUCGGCCACUUCUUCGGCGGCACUGCGACGGCUUCAGUCGCAAGAGGUUCCGCACGAGCCCAUCAAGUCGAUCGAAGAAAUCGUUCGGACCCACUCCACCAAACUGCUGACCGUUCCAACUUCAGAGCGUGGCCCGCAACGCUCGGUCUCUUGGUCUGCAUUCGAGCGGCACCCCUCUGAACCGUACCGAGCCGGUCUUGAUGACAUAUUAACCACUGGUGAGAUAUCUGAUUCUGAGUCAGUCGCCUCUGAAAGCUCUGUGGAGCGUGAAACACGUACAUUGCUGCAGAACAUGCAAGAUGAACGUCUCGAAUGGGCAAUGUCUCGGCUCUCGAUUUGGCACGCUGAUCCGGAACCUGUCCACGUGCAACGUCAAUCUCGAAGGAAACACGCCUCUCCGGUACGCUCACCACCGAGCAAGUCGCAAACCAUAAGCAUGCCAUCUGAUCAGAGGGGUUUGACACGUUGCGUCCGAAUCACGGUUCCCGGUGCGGCUGGUGUGCAGGUAUCGUUUGCCGAUGUCGGGGCGAAAGGCGGGCAACCGGUCAUGGUGUUCCUUGGCCUAGGGGCCUCGAGACACCUGGUCGGCCUGUACGACGAAUUGGCCUCAACCCUGAAUCUGCGUCUGGUCUGCAUUGAUCGAUGGGGCAUAGGACGAACUGAAGGCCUCACAUCAGACGCACGCACGAUCCUGGGAUGGAGUCUCAUCGUAGAGCAGGUGGCGGAUCUGCUCGGUAUUGACCGAUUUUCAGUGCUUGCGCACAGCGCUGGUGCGCCAUUUGCUGCUGCUGUAGCACUGCUCCUGCCCCACCGCAUCCUGGGGCCUCUGCAUCUUCUCGCGCCAUGGACAGGAGUACAGCAGGAUAGUGCUUAUCGAUGGCUGCGGUACGUACCGGACAGUGUCAUCAAAACGGCACAGGUGGCAGAGUGGAUUAUCCAAGGCUGGAAGCUGAAUAAGGAAGGGCCUAGAGCGGCAAGCAAGACACCGCCGAUCGCGGUGGAAGAUGAAGCAUCUACGGCCGGGCGUCGAGACGAGCCACGCGGUUCUGACCGUGGACCGAUACCACCACCCAAGGAUCGGCAGUUGCCGACGUCCAGGUCUGCAUUAGAGAUCAGAUCUGACGCGUUCGAGAGCGGAACAAGCCGCUCGAGCCGCGCCAGAGGCGAGGAACCAGGCUGGACGGCACGGAACGCUGUGGAUAUGGGACGUCCUGAUAUGUCGAAUGCGGAAGAUGAGUCGACAUCGACCAACGUGGAACGCGAAACUGCAUUGGGACUACUCAAGGCAUCGCACGCCGAGAGCGCACGCGGGCGGGUGGACGAUCUGAAUCUGAUUCUCGGGAAGCGGCCGUGGGGAUUUGGCUACGCAGAUGUCCACGUGGAUUGCGAAGUGUGGCACGGAAGCAAGGAUGAGCGGAUACCUCUCUCAAGCUCGAUCAAUCUGUCCAAGGAAAUGCCAAACUGCACCCUGCAUAUAGUUGAUGGAGCAGGUCACAGCUUAAUGACCAACACGAAGGUAGUAGUCGAGGUAUUUGAGAGUAUACGCAAGCUAGAUCGCUUGUAG